This is a messenger RNA of Hemisphaericaspora subhashii, 3678 nucleotides long. RefSeq names its product calcium-transporting ATPase (gene PMC1). The transcript has a single exon. Lineage: Eukaryota; Fungi; Ascomycota; Pichiomycetes; Serinales; Debaryomycetaceae. Gene Ontology annotation, cellular component: membrane; intracellular membrane-bounded organelle. The record is from RefSeq and is a predicted model, not a curated record. Gene Ontology annotation, molecular function: ATP hydrolysis activity; P-type calcium transporter activity; ATP binding. The coding region runs from base 1 to 3678 and encodes 1225 amino acids. Gene Ontology annotation, biological process: intracellular calcium ion homeostasis.
AUGCUACCCAGGAUUUCCUUAGACGGGGCAGAUUCAACUGUUAACGAUGACAGUCAUGAACAUACUGACGAUACAAUUAACGACAACAAUCAUCAUAUGCCUAUAACAAAUGGCAACCUUAAUGGAAAUGACAACCAUAAUAUAGACCAUAACAACUUAAUGUUACCUACUCGACCCUCGUAUGAAGAUUUAACUUCCGCCUCAUCUACUACACCCUUGAACAAAUCCAUGCGAGAUGUAGAAGAUUACAAGAUUGAAAUUUCAGACAUUCCAGCUCCUCAUUCGGAUCCAGAAUAUAGAACAAAUACAUUUCAGAAGCUUACAACUAUCCUUACGGUUACGUCUACUAGGCAUAAUCAUGAUUGGAGGAUAAAUCCGAGGAAAUUAACCGAUUUACACGACCCUAAAUCUUUAAAAGUUUUGUAUGAAUUAGGUGGGUUUGAACAACUUUGUCAAUUAUUAAACACAUCGGCAGAAGGAUUAGAUGAGAAUAAUGAACAAGAUUUCGAAUCAAGGCGUCAUUACUUUGGUGCUAAUAAAUUACCACAAAAGACAGCCAAAAGUUUUUUACAAUUAUGUUAUGAGACAAUGAAGGAUAAAGUAUUGAUUAUAUUAGCCAUUGCUGCUGUGGUUUCACUUGCAUUGGGGCUUUAUGAAACUUUUGGAACUGGAACACAUUACGACGAGGAUGGAAAUCCAUUACCGAAAGUGGAUUGGGUAGAAGGUGUGGCGAUCUUGGUUGCUGUAUGCAUUGUCGUGUUGGUGGGUGCUGCCAAUGACUAUCAGAAAGAACGUCAAUUUGCUAAAUUAAAUGCCAAAAAGGAAGAUCGUGAAUUGAUUGUGAUUAGAAAUGGGGAACAGAAAUUAGUUUCAAUUUAUGAUUUAGUUGUGGGGGAUAUCAUAAAUAUCCAAACUGGUGACGUUGUUCCUGCUGAUUCAAUUUUGUUCCAAGGAGAACUUGAAUGUGAUGAAUCGGCAUUAACUGGUGAAUCACAUACUAUUCAUAAAGUGCCCGUUGAUUAUGCAAUGUCAAUAUAUAAAUCUCAUUUACCUACCCAGGAAGAUAUAGGAAGUCAAGUCAUAAAAUUACGUGAUCCAUACUUAAUUUCAGGUGCUAAAGUAUUAUCCGGUUUAGGUAAUGCUUUGGUUACUGCAGUUGGAGAAAAUUCCAUUCAUGGUAGAACAAUGAUGAGUCUUGCCCACCCAAAUGAAGUCACCCCAAUGCAAAAGAGAUUAGACGAUUUAGCUGAAGGUAUUUCCAAAUAUGGGUUCCUUGGUGCUCUUGUAUUAUUUGUCGUCUUAUUUAUUAGGUUUUGUAUUGAUAUUGCUCCAGGAGGACUUUAUGAUGAUUAUGAACCGGCGGAAAAGGGUAAGAAAUUCAUCGAUAUUAUUAUCACUGCCGUUACUAUCGUGGUUGUUGCAAUUCCAGAAGGGCUUCCAUUGGCGGUUACUUUAGCAUUAGCGUUCGCCACAACUCGAAUGGCCCAGAAUGGUAAUUUAGUCCGUGUUUUAAGGAGUUGUGAAACUAUGGGAGGUGCUACCGCCGUUUGUUCAGAUAAAACAGGAACUUUAACUGAAAAUAAAAUGAGAAUAGUGCGUGGGUUUUUUGGAUUAGACAAUUCUGGUAAUUUAUUAGAAUUUGAUGAUACUCAUUCCGGUAAAAUUAGUAAAUCCAUUGACGUAAUUCAUAAAAUCACUAAUGAAUUGAAGAUUUUUUUAUGUACCAAUAUCACCCUCAAUUCCACUGCAUUUGUAAAUGUUGAAUAUGAUGAAACAAAAGCCCAACAGGCAAGACAAAAACCAAGACAAAGAUCAGUUUUCCAUCAAAUGUUGAUGAAAAAGAAGAAACAAACUCAAACAGAAUUAGGUGUUGUCGAUGAACCAUAUUUAGGUAAUAAGACCGAAUCAGCAUUAUUAAUCUUGGCUAAAGACAAAUUCAAAUUGUUUGAUCUCGGAAAAUCACUUGAUGAUAUUAGACAUGAUAAUGCUGAUAAGAUUGUUCAAAUUAUUCCAUUUGAAAGUUCAAGAAAAUGGGCCGGGGUUGUAUUACAGAUUGACAAUGGGUAUAGAGUAUACAUUAAAGGUGCAGCAGAAAUUGUAUUUAAGAAUUGUGGAUUCCAGAAUGAUUCUAAUGGAGACUUAAUACCCUUGAGUCGAGACCAGCGAGAUGACGUUUUAUCCAAGAUCGACGAAUAUGCAAAUGAUGCUCUUAGAACUAUUGCUUUGGGUCACCAGGAUUUCGUUGGCUUAGAUAAUUGGCCACCACCAGGUUUGGCACAAAAAGGAAAUCCGAAAGAAGCUAAUCCAGACUUUUUAGUUAACACUUCUGAGAAUUCAAGUGAUGUUCCAAAGGAUUUUAUUCUUGAUGCAUUGGUAGGUAUUCAAGAUCCAUUGAAAGAAGGUGUUCCUCAAGCCGUGUUACAAUGUAAGAGAGCUGGUGUUACUGUUCGUAUGGUCACUGGUGAUAAUUUAAACACAGCCAAAUCCAUCAGUAAAGCAUGUCACAUCUUAACUGCUGACGAUUUAUCUAAUGAAUAUGCAUAUAUGGAAGGACCUCAAUUUAGAAAAUUAUCUCCAGCUGAAAGAAAUAGAAUAGUUCCACAAUUGAGAGUAUUGGCUCGUUCAUCACCUGAAGACAAACGAAUCCUUGUUGAUACGUUACGUAAAGCUGGUGAAGUUGUUGCAGUUACUGGUGAUGGUACUAAUGAUGCUCCUGCUUUGAAAUUGGCCGAUGUUGGUUUCUCAAUGGGUAUUGCCGGUACUGAAGUUGCUAGAGAAGCUUCUGAUAUUAUCUUAAUGACUGAUGAUUUUACCGAUAUUGUCCAAGCUAUCAAAUGGGGUAGAACGGUUGCUAUAUCUAUUAAGAAAUUCAUUCAAUUCCAAUUAACGGUGAAUAUCACUGCUUGUGUUGUGACAUUUGUUUCUGCUGUUUCAUCACUGGAAAAUCAAUCGGUUUUGACUGCUGUUCAAUUAUUAUGGGUGAAUCUUAUUAUGGAUACUCUUGCUGCUUUAGCCUUGGCGACUGACAAACCUGAUGAUGCGUUCUUGAAUCGAAGACCAGCUGGUAGAUAUUCCCCAUUGAUUUCUACAUCGAUGUGGAAAAUGAUUAUGGGUCAAGCAAUUGCUCAAUUAGCUAUUACGUUUACAUUGUAUUUUGCUGGUCCAAAAAUAUUCUUUGGCGAUGACGUUACCAGUCAUGAAAAGGCCCAACUAGCAUCUAUGACGUUUAACACUUUUGUUUGGUUACAAUUUUGGAAAUUGUUCGUAACGAGAAAGCUUGAUGAAGCUGACGAAAUAGACACAGUUAGAGGUAGAAUUACUGCAGAAAAUUUAAAUUUCGUAUCCCAUUUAUUUAGAAAUUGGUAUUUCAUUUCAAUUGCUUUAAUAAUUGGUGGAUUCCAAGUUUUGAUUAUGUUUGUUGGUGGUGCUUCAUUUAGUAUUGCCGAGCAAACUCCAGGUAUGUGGGCUACUGCGAUGAUUUGUGGACUUAGUAGUAUUCCAGUUGGUAUUAUCAUUAGAAUUAUACCUAAUGUAUGGGUUGAACGUAUUUUCCCUGCUAGGGCAUUCAAAAAAUUCCUUUAUAUUGUUGGGUUCGGUUGGUUGAAGAGAAAGAAGAAGAACGCUGAAUUGGAAGAUGGUGGAGAGGAAGAAGGAGAGGUUGAUUAUUUACGAUCAUGA